This is a messenger RNA of Sporothrix brasiliensis 5110, 5502 nucleotides long. RefSeq names its product GTPase activating protein. Gene Ontology annotation, cellular component: TSC1-TSC2 complex; nucleus; cytoplasm. Gene Ontology annotation, molecular function: GTPase activator activity. Gene Ontology annotation, biological process: positive regulation of GTPase activity; negative regulation of TOR signaling; regulation of small GTPase mediated signal transduction. NCBI's taxonomy places the organism in Eukaryota, Fungi, Ascomycota, Sordariomycetes, Ophiostomatales, Ophiostomataceae. The record is from RefSeq and is a predicted model, not a curated record. The coding region runs from base 1 to 5502 and encodes 1833 amino acids. The transcript has a single exon.
AUGCUCCGUCGAAUAGUCUCGCUAGGCCAGCAGGUCUCCGAGGGUGAAGACGAUUUCAUGUCUCCCCCGUCCAACGAUGCCGGCCGACCAUCCGAGUCUAAGGUGCCGGGUGGUUUAGCCGGCGUCUUCAAAGGCCUAACCGGGCCCAAGUUAACAAAAGCACCAGCGCUGAGCUCCAGCCCAUCCGCCGCCGCUACGUCAAUAUCGCCUCUUCCACUCACUGCGCCGGUAGCCGCAGCCACGCUCUCCUCUUCCUCAAUUACCUCAGCACAAUCGACUUCCGAGCCUACCGACGCCGACUCUCUCAACAGCCGCUCCGGUGUCAACCUGACAAGCUACGCUGACUGCCUUGAGCUGCUGAAAACCGGAACACCCAGUGAGCGGGUUGCCGCAGCUAAUGCGCUGCGGUCCAUCAUUACUGAGUCGCCUGUCCAGUCCAUGACCGAUGUAUGGCAUGCUGCAAACGACCUGAUCGACCCGGGCAAGGCCCAGGUUGCUCGGCAUGCCGGCUGGGAGCUGUUGCUGGCGUGUGCAAGGCUCACCUCUUCCACAAGCAUCGAGCGCCGGGAGUAUUUCCAGGCGAUUGCGGCACCAGCCGACCCGAGCGACUUCCAUUUGCAGCUCUCGGCUCUCGUCGAGCUAACGAGCAACGGUCGUAGUCUCUCUGGCUUCGACUAUGACGUCUUUCCCGUUCUCACAGAAUGGUUCCAGACAGCCUACAAGUCCAAGGCGGCCGCAAAAAAGCCACCGUCGACACGGUCGACCAACGGCAAGAGUGGCAAAGUAAAGGGCGUUCAAACGGCCGAGGAGCGGAACCUCUCCCAGCUGUUCGCCUACGCCAUCGAUGUCAUCAAGUACAGCGCCAAGAUCGCCAGCGACAGGGCCAUGGAGGGUCUGCUCGAUUCCAUCUUGGACAUAGCCAUGAACACCAGUACUGAAGAUGACCUCUCGUCCUGCAUUGCCAUCAUCAACACCUGCGUCACCGUUGGCGCCAUGCCGAGCAAGAGCCUUGAACGCUGCGUGAAGGUCUUGAGCUCCAUCUAUUGUCUGGUGCCCAAACUUCGGAAAACAGCCUGGCAGGUCCUUGCCAAUAUCUUCAAAUCGCAUCACGGCCUGCACACAAUCACCAUCCUGCUGGAGGCCCUCCGGAAAUACCCACUCGAGGGCGUCGAAGUAAAGGACGCCACGCGCGAGCUCCGCGGGGCCCUUGCUGUGUUGCAGAAGCUGGUCCGGAAAGCCGGGUCCACGGAGUAUCCGACGCUCCCAUUCACUCUCCUUGUCGACGGACUUGAAAAUGUGGUCAGCCACACACCAUCACCGCGCAUUGUUGCAUCCAUCUUGCAGCUCAUCAACCAGUUGUUUGACGCUGGCGACGGCGACCUGAACCCGCUUCUUCUCGACGAAGACUGGGCCGCUCUGCUCGGCGUAGCCACGAUCUGUGCGAAGCGAAGCAAUCCAUCUGCAACAUACGAUGGGACAGCCAACACAAAACAAUCGCUUGGUGCCGCAACUGGCCCCGAAGAGCCGUCCCAGGAUGCCGUCGAUCGCGAGGCUGCUGUUCUUACUGCACGAGUCGAGGCCCUGCUCCGUGGCCUGAACAACGAGCGUCCCGAGUAUAUGCAGCGCAACUGCUGUGUCUCCUUCCUUGCAGAUGUGCAUCACAUCCUCCCGGACUCUGGUGCUGAGCUGGUGCUCAAAUACUUUGCCGAGUUUAGCUGCUGCUUCCCAUCCGACCCACAAUGGGAUUCCAAUCUGAAGCUGGUGUUGGGGCCCUUCUACGCUAACCAAUCGCGCUCCGCCGCGGUUCGGUUGUUAGCCUUGCAAACGGCCAUCGAUGUCCACAAUGUCCUUUCGCUUGUGGAUGAGGUCGCUGGUAGCCGAGAGACAGUCGCUGACCUCGUUCGUCGCAUUCUUGCACACAUUGGAGAAGAACGUGACACAGUGCUUCUGUUCCAUGCGAUUUCUUUCGCAGUCACGACGUCCCCAUAUGUGGACGAUGCUCUCUUUCGCUCUAUUGUCGAGGCGUUUGGCUCUGUCAUUAAGAGUGACGAGCGCCGGCAGCCGCUAAAUAUGGUGUCUUCGGGAUCUACACCGGUUUCUCCCCUGAUGACCUCGGGCGAGCAUACGGGUGUGAUGGUGGACCAGAGCACCUCGAACAUUGCCACACGCGGCCUUAUCCGCAUUUUCAUGGACACAAUGAACACCGACGCCGGUAAGGCCAGCCUAGUAUUCAAGGAACUGGUCGGUAUAGCCAGAGACAAGAGCUGUCCGGUGGAUGCGCGCCUCUCGGCACUAAAAUUGCUGUUUCGCCUGCGCGCGGACUGGGCACACCGCAUUUUCCUCGUGUCCAACACCGAAUCUGAGGGUCUAGCCGCUGUGCUACUCCGGACCGAGGCGUCAUUGGAGCGCAAGAUGGCCGACGAGGUCACACAGGAGAUUCUUGCUCGACAAGCGCGAAAUGAGCCCGGAGCCCCCUUGCCGGCCGGAAGCCAGCACCCUACGAGAGUUACGCGAGGCGUCUCCUUUGGGCAAGGUGGCGGACCACAAGACAGGGUCGGUGCCCCCCACCGAACGGCAAGCAGCACCCGACAGAGAGCCUCGGCGCCACGCUACACCCAACAAUGGAGCUUACCCGACCCAGAUGCCUUGCCACAGGCGCCGAUCGCCACUGCCAGUACCGUCCUCUUCUCACACGAGUUGGAAGCAACAGUGGCCGGGAUGGGCGUGAAAGAUAAAGGAAAGGUGCCAAAAAAUAGUCACGAUGCCGCCGCUGCAGAUGGCGAGACCUCUGUUGCUCCCAACGUGCAUGAGAAUGAGAGCAACUCUGACGCGACACCGGCCAAACUGGUUCUCGAUAUGACGGCGUGGAUGGAAGUCGUCUUUGAUAUUCUCACCCAGGGCGCAAACUGGGAGCUGUACAGCUAUGCCCUCGUGCACCUGCCUUCGCAGCUCAGUAAUCAUGCAGUAUGCCGCGCCGCGGUGCCUGUCAUCCUGCGCAUCCGUACAGCCCUGUGUGACCAGAUCCAGUCGAACAACUCGCAAGAGCCACCAGCAGCAACAGGAUUGCGCCGACCAGACGCGCAGACGUGUGUGUUGCAGACGCUGACCAUGAUCCUGAGCUACCACGAGUACUUCCAGCGGCAAGAAGGUGACGAUCUGGUGCGGACGUUCAUUGCGGGGCUCACUGACAAAAACCCAAUUUCGUGUGUGCACGCCCUGUCCAUCUGUUGCUACGAACUACCCCACGCCACGAGCAAGUCUCUGGUGAGCAUCUUGCACAAGAUGUCCCAAAUCAUCACUCGGCCAGGUGUGGCUGUGCACAUCUUGGAGCUGCUUGCCUGUCUCAGUCGGCUGCCUUGGCUCUACUCCAACUUCCGCGAGGACGAGUAUCGCAUUGCCUUUGGUGUCUGCUUCCGGUACCUGCAAGCUGUACGCGACCGCCGUAAGUCGGCCCGUGUGAGCCACUCCAGUGCAAGCGAUCAGAAUUCCGUCUCGGCGUAUAAUGGGUAUGGCCUGGGUGCGUUCGACUCACAUGGCCCCGAGGUGCCAAGCCAAACGCUGCCGCUGCAGCCGAACGCAUCCGACGACCUGCCCCAGUACGUGUACGCACUCGCCUACCACGUCCUUACGUUCUGGUUCCUGGCACUGCGUGUGACGGACCGCGCCAAAUACGUAACGUGGAUCGCGAGCCGCCUGUUCGUCGACAACGAUGGCAGCCAGGUCACAGACGAGCAGGCCCAGAUCACGCUCGACUUUAUGCAGCGCGUUGCAUUCUCCGAUGCGGAUGAGUCCGCCCCUGCUGACGAUCCGGACGUUGGAAGUGGACAAGAAGCGGCCGUUCCACGGAGCUGGGUUAUGGGGAAUAGCAUUCUCACCAUCCAGUUGGCCGCCAGUAAGGCGGGGCUCGCGCGGAUCACCAAACGCCAGCCGUCGGGCACGUCCUACUACACGAUCCAGGAGAAUCUUCAACCCCGGCCUCCACAUCAGACACGUGGUCUCAUCGACCCCAUGGUGAACAUCUCGAGCCAGGCACACCACAGCCAGCCUCCCAACCCCGUUCUGCCGAGCCAUUUGCUGGCCCAGCUGCUGGCGCCUGUGCCACAACAGUUCGACUCGCCGUUGCGGCCGAUCCCUCUACCCAACGACGACGUUGUCGAACGCGCGUUCCGGGCGUUUGAUCGCAACUCGACGGUGGAUGGGCACAAGGUUGGCGUGAUCUACAUUGGCGAGGGCCAGACGGACGAGGCGGAGAUCUUGGCCAACGUUUCCGGCAGCAGCGACUACGUCGAUUUCUUGAAUGGACUCGGCACGCUGGUUCGGCUAAAGGGCGCGACGUUCAACACACAAGGUUUGGACCGCGAGUUCGACACGGACGGUGCCUACACGUUUUGCUGGCGUGACCGCGUGACGGAGAUUGUGUUCCACGUGACGACCCAAAUGCCGACAGACCGCGAGCGAGACCCGAUCUGCAUCAGCAAGAAGCGGCACAUUGGCAACGACUUUGUCAAUAUCAUCUUCAACGACUCGGGGCUGCCGUUCCGCUUCGACACGUUCCCGUCCGAGUUCAACUACGUCAACAUUGUCAUCACGCCCGAGUCGCGGGCCUCGUUUGUGGCGCGUCGCGAGCUGUCCCUGCAGAAACAGCGGGAAGAUGAGAACGAGGCGCUGGCCCAAGAGCAGCAGCAGCAGCAGCAGCAGCAGGGCGACGACUCGCAACAGAAGCAACAGCAACAGCCGUCUCCGCGUCAGAAGCGGGCCAUGCCGUUCUACAAGGUGCAGGUCAUGAGCAAGCCCGGGUUCCCUGAGAUCUCGCCGGCCGCGCGCACAAAGAUCAUCAGCCUCAAAGCGCUGCCCGACUUUAUCCGGCUGCUCGCGCUCAACGCGUCGGUGUUCUCGCAAGUGUGGUCCACGCGGCAAGGCGGUGAACACAUUUCGUCGUGGCGCAACCGGCUGCGCCAGAUCCACCGCCUGCGCGAGCGCUACGGGCCCAGCGCGCUGGCUGCCGUGGCACCCUCACCGCCGCCAUCGUCCAUGGGGGGUGGCGAUGCUAGCGGGCCGAGUGGCGGUGCUGGUGGUGCUGCCGGCGCUGGUGCAAGCGGGCCUGGAGCUGCGGGCGGCGCCGUCGGCUCUGGCGCACCUGGCGCCGGCAGUGCUGUUGGAGCUAGCAACAGCUCUCUAGCAAGCGGUGUCGGCGCAUCGGCCGGCACGGGCACGAGCAACACAAUUGGCGGCAGCGGGCCCAGCCUGACGGGCGGCAACAGUAGUGCCGAGCAGCUGUCGCGUACGAGCGUGAGCGGCAUGCGCGACAGUUUCAACAGCCUGCGGCGGACGUCGAUGGCGACGUUCUUUACCGUGGCGGGCGGCGAUCCUAACAACCAGCGGUCGUCGGUACACUCGACAGCGACGGCAACUACGGCGUCGGAAAAUACAGACUCGACGGCUGUGAACGGAGGGUCGUCCGAAGUAUGGGUGGACUCGCUGGAUUUCUCCAAAUGGACGUAA